Zophobas morio is the source of this 1364-nucleotide messenger RNA. RefSeq names its product dolichyl-diphosphooligosaccharide--protein glycosyltransferase subunit 1-like. The record is from RefSeq and is a predicted model, not a curated record. The transcript is spliced from 2 exons. NCBI's taxonomy places the organism in Eukaryota, Metazoa, Arthropoda, Insecta, Coleoptera, Tenebrionidae. Gene Ontology annotation, cellular component: oligosaccharyltransferase complex; membrane. Bases 29 to 1363 code for a protein of 444 amino acids.
AACCGUCAUUAAACCACGCGUUAACACCAUGUGCCCCCAUUUGAUGCUACUAUUGUUCAUUUACGCCCUCCCGUGUGACUCUGAAGCCAGAUACGUCACCAACAUCGUCAACCUGGAAGUCCAGUCAAAAACCGACCUAAGAAACCAGUUUGCCUUAACCAAGAACCUAAUCAUCUUUCAAAAUCGGGGUCCCAACACCAUACACACCUACAAAUACAUCGUGGCCGAACCGGACCCACACAGAAUCCACUUCUACAACCCAGAAGGAACAGAACUGGAAUUCGAACAAACCCCAACCAACGAAUCCCGCUUUUCCUCCUUCGUGGUCGAUUUAAACAGAAAUAUUCACCCCAACGAAAAAUACACCCUCCUUGGCAAAAUCGCAUACGUCAGAAAAAUCCAACCCGCGCAGAAAAAUCGCCACGAAAACGAAGACCAAGUAAUGAAAUUCGAAAACCAAGCGAGAUUUUUUUCAUCGUACUACACCAAGUUCUCCAAAGUUGAGUAUUUGUUGAGGAACGAGUCUCUAAUAGAAACGUCGCUUGUUCCAUCGUUUCGAACCAACACCAGUUUGGUUUAUAUUUUUUACAACACGGUGAGGUUCGACUCGAGCUUGAUUGAAAUCGUCUUCGUCAAUAAUAACGCGUUUUUGACUAUAACCAACUUGGAAAGAACCAUCGACAUCAACCACUUCGGGAAGAUUAUAAUUGAGGACGAAGUGAUAGUGCGCAACAUUGGUGCGCGUCUUGUUGGUCCUUACAGUCCCUCAGCUUUGGCACCCCUCUCCGACCAAAAAGGCGCUUCGAACUGGCUCUACACCCACCUACCAGCGUCCGCAGAAAACGUGCAGUUCUACGACGUUCUAGGCAAUAGCAGCGCCACUAAAAUUUACCACUUUUUGAACUACAUGACUCUGAAAUUUAGGACCCGGUAUCCGCUUUUCGGUGGGUGGAAGACGUCGUACGUUCUACGGUACGAAGUACCACUGUACGAGUACCUGUUUACACUAGAUAGUAGUUUUUUGUUGCAAAUACGUGCCAUAGAUUACGUACUUGAUAAGAUGGCAAUUGAAAGUGUCACAAUUAGGAUUGUUUUGCCUGAGGGGGCUCUAAUUAAGGGGAUUGUUAAGCCGGAAAUAAUUGACUUUAAAAACGAGGAAGUUAGUUGUCUUGGGGGGUUGUGUCUAUUCGGCAGACCUGUACUUGUUUUGAACGGCAGCGACUUAUUUGAUGACUAUAUAGUGAAUGUGAAUGUUGAGUAUUCGUUGAAAUGGUGGUACCUGUUGCGGGCGCCCCUCGUACUUAGUAUUUAUUUGGAAUUCGGGUUCGUGCUUGUUAUUUGCGCCAACAAAGUCAAGUUCUAAU